CGGCCCCCUUGCCAAAAGCGCUUUUGCUGCUCUCGAGACUACCCUCGGCCUGCUUUGCACCUCUCGGGGCUGCUCGCGACCGACAAGGAUUUUGCAACCCGCGCGGGGAGGCUCCCAGCAUCAGUGCACAGCACUGCAGCGUGCAGUAGGCAUGCAGCUCUGGGGAAGCGCCGGCGCCGCCAUGGCCAAGACGACGAUCCUCGGCUUCGGCAGCCUCCUCUCGGAGCAGUCGAGCCGCCUGACCUUCCCGGACCUCGAGAACUUCCGGCUCGUGCGCGUGCCGAACUACCGGCGGCUCAUGCAGCAUCCCGCCUCGAUCUUCUUCCAGCGCGGCAUCGCCGACCCGCAAAAAAAGAACUGGUGCUCGCUCUCGGCGGAGCCGUGCCCGGGAAGUUCCUUCGUGGCGUGCGCCUUCGAGGUCGCGUUCGAGGGGGAACAAAGGGCGGCCUACGAGCUGCGGGAGGAGGAGUUCCAUGUCGUGUCAGCGCCGUAUACCACACUGGAGGGCGCGCCCGCGGGCGAGGGCCUCCUCUGCGCGCAGUGGACGGACGAGGGCUACCGCGCGAAAUACGGCGACGCCGUCUUCGAGGAGCGGUACGGCCGCUACGGCGUACAACAAAUAUGGGGCUGGCCGCGCGACUGCGGCGCGACGCCGUGCCCGGUCUACCUGCGCCACUGCGUCCUCGCGGCCGAGAAGGCCGGGCGUGUCGCGUCCGACUCGUUCCUCGACGAGACGUGGCUGGUGGAUCGCGAGACGACGGUGCGCGCAUUCUUAGCAACGCAUCCCGAGGUCAUGGCCACGCGGCCGCCGCCCGAGCUCGUGGGGAGAUAUAGUGGAUAACAAAAAUUAGGCCUUCUCCUCGCCGACGUCGGGGUCGAUGCCGGCCGCGUCCGUGAGCUCGCCGAUGCUCUUUUCGAGGUCGUCGAUGCGCUGACCCAUCUCGUCGAUGCGCGCGACGAUCUGGUUCGACAUGCUCUCGAAGCGCGUCUGCC
Pelagomonas calceolata is the source of this 993-nucleotide messenger RNA. The record is from the annotation of a GenBank genome assembly. Lineage: Eukaryota; Pelagophyceae; Pelagomonadales; Pelagomonadaceae.